AUGACGGAUGCUGGCGCCAGCCCCAUGUGGGAGUCCAUGUGGGCCAGAGGUUUGCGGCCCAAGGAGGCCUUUGACUGCGGCGAAGCCUCGCCAACUCUGACGGAAGUUCUGCGAAUGAAGUCGUUGGGCGACUGUGCAGGGAAACGAGCGCUCGUCCCCGGCUGUGGCCGUGCCUAUGAUGCCAUCGCGCUUGCAGAGUAUGGUUUCGACAGUGUUGUCGCCAUUGACCUGGCACCUACGGCAGUUGACGCUGCAAGGGACUUCCUGAAAGCCUCCAGCAGCCCUGCAGCCUCCAAAAUCGAGGUUGCCUGCGCAGACUUCUUUAAGUUCGAGCUCGAGCCCAAAGCUGAUGUGAUCUGGGACUGCACAUUCCUCUGCGCCUUGGACCCCAGCGUUCGGACAGACUGGGCAAAGAAGAUGAAGGCGCUGCUCAAUCCGGGCGGAACACUCUUGACCUGUAUCUUCCCCAUCUGCGAGAAGGAGGGUGGACCGCCUUUCGCAAUGUCUGUGCCCCUCGUGCGCGGCCUUCUUGAGCCGGAAGGAUCUCUCUCGUUUGCCUAUUUUGGGCUUAGGGCUUCGGGACUGUUGGCGGUUGCAGGGAGCUGUAGCGCAAGAGCAGCAGCGACAAGCAGAGCUGCCAACAAACCAACCAGGCGGGGAGAGCAAAACGAGUUUAAUUUGGAUGGCAGCAACGACAGCGGCCGGAGGGCAGCUUCUAACAGCUUUAACAUCUGUGACUUUUCAUGA
Molecule: messenger RNA, 747 nt
Organism: Symbiodinium necroappetens
Lineage: Eukaryota; Dinophyceae; Suessiales; Symbiodiniaceae
Source: the annotation of a GenBank genome assembly